Alternaria ethzedia is the source of this 915-nucleotide messenger RNA. RefSeq lists its product as uncharacterized. The record is from RefSeq and is a predicted model, not a curated record. Bases 1 to 915 code for a protein of 304 amino acids. Lineage: Eukaryota; Fungi; Ascomycota; Dothideomycetes; Pleosporales; Pleosporaceae. The transcript has a single exon.
AUGGAGCAGUUUCCGGCAUAUGAAGAAGACGAAGACAACUGGGAAGAGUGGAAGCGGAAUAAUGAUCGGGUCGCAGUCAAUGACCAUGACAUCGACCACUGCAUUCGACACUGCGAGCAUCGCGUGUGCCGCACCAUUACGGACAAAGAUGGGAAGCGCAACAUCGAGCCCAAAGCAUGCAGAUGUUGCAGGCGACUUCCCCUCCUCGAAGACACCAGUUUCAGACAAGAAAGGAUAUCGCGUCUUCGCCUCCAGAAUAUUCUCGCCGCCCAAAAGGCUUACGAGAAGGCCGGCCAUACCGAGACGAUAACGCUUGAACUAGCAUCCGCCACUGCCCUAGUCAGAAAGAUGCGAAGCAUGGGAUAUCUUGAUUUGACCAAAUAUCUUCGCGGAUCCAAAGACUUCACAAGGAGCACCACACUUUACCCCGCGCAGUACCUCGCAGCUACCCGCGCGGCCAAUAUCCUCAUCUCCAAACUCCUCAACUACUUGUCAAUCACGCUUUUGCCACUAGAGAACCAAACCCGCACACUCACCAUCGCGGAACUGGUCAAAGAAAUAACGGAGAUGAUACGACUAGAAAUCUUCUGGUGGGUAUCUGAAUGGUGUUUCCGCAACCAGGUAGAAAGGAGGGAUAAUGCUGUGGAGAGAGCAUGGAAGUUGAAAGGGUGCUUUGGCCUAGCGAGGAGGACUUGGAUUAAGGGGACGAUGAGUAGGGGAGUUGAGGUACUGUUUGAGAGAAUGGAGGGGAUUGUGGAGAUGGUAGUUGCGGUUUUGUUGUGGUGGGAUGGAGAGAUAAGGACGGAGAGGAUGAAUAAGACCUGGUGGGAGUUUGAGAGCUGUGGGAGUGAGGAAAGCAGCGAGAGUGGAGAGAGCAGCGACAGCGAGGAGAGCUGUGAUUUUACCUGGGAUUAG